CUUGACAUCCACUGAUGUAAUUAAAUGUGAAGACCAAUUGAUAUUAAUGUCGGCUAAAAUGAUUUUAAUUGUAAUUCUCCCCUUUCUAAAUUUUUUGCUUUCAAAUUUCCGAUAUACGUGCUAACCCAAAAGGCGUCAAUUUACAAGAGAUAAAAGACAACCGGACUUCAAUUCUGCUCUUUGCAAUAAGUAUKGUAAGUUAGCGUUUUCUUUAUCCCUCAUUAUCUAAUUAUUUUUCACUUAGCGCCUAGUUCCUAGCCCAUUAGAUAUAGUACCAGACUGUUUUCAUCUUAUAAGCAAUAAUGUCGUUUUCUUCUAGUGAAAUAAUCAAGUUGGUAUACUUUUCUAGCGCAGUCUUGGUUAAAUUUCGUGAGUCUAUGUGAUUGUUGGUGCUAAGAUUUAAAUAAAUUCACUAAUCAAGUCGAUAGGGACUCUUUUAAAUCGAAUUAAUCAAAUUAAAUCAAUACCUUAAUUUUUUYAGGUUUCAAAGUUGUAUUAUUUUCUUUAGAAAAGACAGUUUUUUUGUGAGGAACUUACUUGCGUGCCGUCAAAAAGUGGCAAACCUGGUCUUAAAAUAACUUUAAGCCGUUGUUUUUCGGCAUUUAUUGGAACUCAUAAUUAUUUCAUUGAGCAAAAUUAGUGGCAUUUUCCAUUUAACAUAGGCUCCUAGCUUUUGAAGUUUGAUAUGUAAGGAUACUAAUAAUUCUAAUGCAGAUAUACCAAGAAUUCUUGAAAGUAAAAACCUGAUGGAACAGUGAAUUAAACUUCACAAAAUACCUCGCUCAUUUAAAAAAARGUUCUUUUUUUUCAAAAAGCUGUUAAAAACGCAAUAUUUUAUUAAUAAUUGUCGUGAAAUAUAGCUUGCUUUUCAUUAGGGGAUGGUAUACAUUUCUUGUUUAAACGGCGGAAAUKUGCUCCCUCRACUUAUUGAUUUGUCAAACGACUUUCGUCUAGGACUAUUUAAACAUAAAGUUCCAAUGAAAUUCCACGCAAAAGCUUAAUGAAAAUGAUAUUUUGACAAGUUUAUGCACUUCACAUUAUCGGUAACGGAUAGACAGCUGGUSGUGACAGGUUAGCCACGUAAAGCUUCGACACGGCGAACCAAAUUACAACCCGGCACUUUGAUUAGAUAUUGGUGUCAAGCAAAUAACCUCCAACGAGAUUGUAUUUAUUGGAAAACUGCUUGUCAAGUCUUUUUAUUGUGUGUGUUUACAAGCAUUUCAUCGAUCGAGUCAAGCUAUACAUACAAUCGAGUGAUGACCAAAUCUUCAAGACGUCRCAUCUCUUUGUAAACGCUUAGAAAUUGAGGCCUUCGAGGUUCRUGUAURYUYGGUMUUUGAGCAGCUGAAUUGCCCGUUCGAUUCGUGCUAGAUUGACUCAAUUACAGAGCUGUAAGCGAAUGGAACAAUGCCGGCAGUUACUUCCAUCCCUGUCAGGGCUUCAUUGAUUGGUAGACGGGGCUCUAAUUUUCUCUCAACAAGCGCUGCUCCCUUAGGUUUAUGCASUGAUCAAAACAUUCCCCAAUAAAAAAUUCUUUAUUUCAUCAUUUAUAGAUAGAACAAAUAURAAAAUAAAAAUUCAGGAACUGUAAAUUUGACUUCAUUUUGAAAUCAUUAACAACURAAAAACGUCGGAUGAAAAACCAUUUCACUUUUUCAAGUAAAUUAUUUCUUUUAUGACAUAAUCGAAAGGUAAUUAUAUCGAGAAUUUGAGCGAAAAGAAAAUCUCAAUAUUCCCGAUGCAAAUGUGUAUCUCAAAUACGUAAUUUACGCUGAGGCUGGCAUUUGAAGUAAUUUUCCAGCGAUUUGAUUUCAAAGACUGGCUAUAAUAGGUCCAAUGCGGGAGUUAGGUUAUCAAAUUGUAUCUAGAACCCCAAUGUUUGCGUUAGAUGUAACAAGCUUGAUAUAGUGUUUAGGGAAUUCAGAACGACAGAUGGYGCGUUCCCAGAUGAUGAGGCAGGGAAAAAAAAUAAAAAAACUUCAAAUCGGAAACCAGAGGUAAUUUGAUUUUAUAAUGUAUUAGAAUUCCUUUAUUUUGAGCUCCUAUUCAAAGGGAGCUAAGAAAACUAAGUCACUUUAAAGAAAACUUGAUAUUUCGAGUGAAGAAACAGCGAGCCACCCGGCUCCACCCUUUGUCGUUGUCGCGAAUACCAAAAUCAUCGAAGACACUUAACUAACAUCUCCCCUAUUGCGAGGUUAAAUGCAAAACCAAACAUGAUUGAAAAACAUCGUUUAGAAACAGUUCCUUUUCCAUUUAGGUUUAUUUCCUCUAAGCUAAGUCUACUAUAAUGUUUGAAUUUUAGAAUUCGCGCCAUCCCCGCUUGUUAAAGCCGAGAAGAAUUCGAUAAAUCCCUUUGCAGAGUCCGUAGUUGAAAUUUGUGUUUAAUUUUUCGUACUUUUUGAUCUGACUUUUUUGCCAAAUCUAUUGAAUACUAUUAUGUCUAGCCAGUUUAUUUYAACUCAAUUCAAUUCUAUAUUGUCAAAGAAAUUGAAGAUAUGAAAGUCAAGAAAAAAAGAAAAAAAAUGCGUGAUUUGAGGUUAAGAGUUUCUUUCAAAGCCCUAGAAAAGAGGUACUACCUUUUAUCAAAUGAUAUGAUCUAUAUUCUCGAGAUGAAAUUGUUUCAAUGCUGUAAGAAAGCCCGUUUAUGCUCAAAGAUUAACUGGUCCUAAAAACAUUCUCUCUGCUUCGAGAUCUUUCCUCGCCAGUUUUCAUUCAUUAAUUCGAUUUCAACGCAAUCCAGAAUCCAAUCUAAAAAAAACUCGUUCGAUGAAAGUCUAGGCGUCGAAUCCAACAACAUAAAGUCAAAACCUUUAGUAUUUUUUAAUAUAUAUUUUCAAUCUUCGAUGAUUCAUCGUUCAGUGGGCAUAACUAGCUCAAUAAUUACACUAGAUGACUCAMAAAUAUCUCACGGUCAGCUCAAUAAGAAGCGCAUUUACGAAAUGCUGUUUUGAUUUUCGUCAUGUAGAUUUUAAAGAUCCUUAAGUUUAGGAAUGAGCUUCAAUUUCCGGGCUGCGAGCGAGAAUUCCUCUAAUGCGGGAUAGCUCCAAACGGUCAUAAUUGAAGUCAUUCUCUUACUACUAUUAUCGUCAACAAAGCGAGUUUAACUUUAAAUUAGCGAGGAGUUCCAACUCCUGUUCGCGUUACACUGCUAAUUYCAAUCCAUUUAAUCCCGAAAUCCCCGUACAAAAGUGUGUACAAUGAAAUUGUACGCCAUUCUUGAACUYUGUAGAAAAUGAGUGUUUGUGUUUGUUAAGUCCCUAUGAGUUUGYAAUCAAGUUGUGAUUUGAGUUUCCUAAUGCUUCGCUCAUCCUUAAACAACUUUAUUGAUAACUGAAAGGGYUCUGACUAGGCAAUAAAGCCUUGCCAUUGUUUAAACCUAAUCGAUUCUACUUGAACURUACUGAUCAAGCUGAAUUUGAUCGCACGGAGUAKCAGUGUUGAUGGCCUAUCGGAAUGAAUUGACACUAUUGCUCGCCAAGGCUCUCUUUUGUUUUCCAAAAUGCUUUAAACUUUCUKCCUAAUSUAACWCUAGGUCAUUUGUAUUUGAUUCUGUACUUUGGGYUUUUGAUAUCUUCGAAAACACUUCUUAAUUAUUAAACAUAGGUUCAGCCAACGAAAGAAGGCUAUGCAAGUGAAGUCAUUAAUGUGUAAUAUAGUGAUGGUUUYARCCAUAUGUUCCGUUCCAUUGUUGUACAAGGCUCAGAUUUAAAAGAAAACACAAUGCAAAGUUAUUUUUUUGUUCCCGAAAAUCGUUUGAUCUUUUUGGCAUGUUAAACAAUCCGAUCAGCCUUUUUUUUAAUGUGAAAUAACGAGUUUUUAAGUACAGUUGUCUCUCUUUUUUUUCACAAGGCGUUAUGGCGAAUUAUUUGUAUGCUGUCGUCGCUUUUCGAAUAUAUCUCUGUAACUCAUUUAAGUUGUUGCGUGAAUUACCCUUCAGAGCUUCUAAUACGCUGUUUACAUUUUCAUAAAACAAUUCGUUCUAAUUCGGUGUGUAUCAGCUGUUCGUAGCACAGAAUCCUUAUCAACGAACUUUGAAUUAGCUUAUCACAACACACUUUCAUAGUUUGUCAACAGAAUCGCAAGAAAAUCAMCUAUUUGUUUUUUGGUUUUCACUUAAAGGUGUUGCARCUCAAUUUCUUUUGCAGACCAKCCUGGUAKUAUUAUCUUCGUGUUUCCGGGUAGCUCUCUGGUCUUUCAAGGCUCUAAUACUUUUAAUUAGACAAGGCMUCAUUAGUUAAACACAAAACAAUGCAUUGUAAUAUCAUUAUACAGCCGCUAGUAUAUAAUGAGAUGUCACCGAGAAUAUCCCUCAGUAUCGGCUCAGAAUAGAAACUUGGAUAUCGCAGGCCCGCACAUCGCCUAACUASAACYACACUAACCAAGUUUUACCAGAAUGCAUGCUUAUGACAAUACACAGUCUUCCUUCAUUAAUACCAUGUAUAGACCGAAUUCUUCGCUUUCUACCAACUCGCAGCAGAGCUACAGUAGCUACAAGAACCCGACUGACUAUCCCGUUGCAGUGAGACUUGAUUCUCAUCCACUACAUAGUCUUUCGGCGUACAAUUCAAGCGCAUUGUCGUUCUACCCUUGCGCCUCAAGCCAUCGAUACGUCCACGAUUUUAACUGCGGCUACACGAGCUCUUUACAUGGAGGAUUUGUUGCUUGUCGAAGACCGAAAAGAAUCCGUACCGCUUUCACUCCGACACAACUCCUACAUUUAGAGAACGCUUUUGACAAGAACCACUACAUCGUCGGAACAGAGAGAAAGCAGCUCGCUUCUUAUCUGAAUUUAUCGGAGACCCAGAUUAAAGUUUGGUUUCAGAACAGACGAACAAAGUACAAGAGACAGCAAGCCGAAGAAAAGGCGGCUUCGCAACAAGCGUCGAACACUUCGGAUUCUGAAUGCCACACCUCGAAUUCACAGCAGCACUCGACUUCACAUUCGCAACAAGACGACAACGAUACAACCAAUGCAAGGUCUUUGUAAAGUAAACGCUGUCAAGAUAAGAACUUCAUUGUACAUUUUUUUGUAAAAAGGCAAAAAAUAUUCCGAUAAAUUAGUGAACAAUAGUUAACCGACACGUAAAGCGGUAUGUUCUUGACACUUUUCAGAUUUCAAAAAAGCCGAAUAGCUACAGUUCCUAAACCAUAGUCAAAAAAAUGGUUAUUUUCUCCAAAGAUUAUGUAAAAAGUACAUGAUUUUCUCGCUCUAACAGCAGUUUGGAUUCAUAAUCACUGUAAACUUGUAGUUUUUGACGAAUAUACACUUUAAUUUGAUUCAUUUAUCGAAUUGUAACCAACUCUGCUUACUUAGUUGCACAGGUCAAAUCACUAACACAAAAUUAAGUAUAUAUCAAAAAGAACUUAAAAAGUAGUUUAAGUAAAUAAAAAAGUGGUCUCAAAAUGA
Molecule: messenger RNA, 5407 nt
Organism: Exaiptasia diaphana
Lineage: Eukaryota; Metazoa; Cnidaria; Anthozoa; Actiniaria; Aiptasiidae
Product: homeobox protein EMX1
Exons: 2
Coding region: 4394-4987 (197 amino acids)
Biological process (GO): regulation of DNA-templated transcription; central nervous system development; neuron differentiation
Molecular function (GO): DNA-binding transcription factor activity, RNA polymerase II-specific; DNA binding
Source: RefSeq, a predicted model, not a curated record